GUGUGGUGACGUCGGCAGGAUUUCAUUGGCCGUUUCCGAUUUUAAAUCUUGGCGGUAGUAGGAAGCGAGAGCGGCCCAGUUCUGAGGAGACGCGGACCGGGGACGGUUGAUUUUUGUGCACCAUGGGAAAGGAUGAGGGGAUCCCGGUUCGAGUGGUGUUGAGGUGCCGCCCGCUGGUCACCAAGGAACAGAACGAAGGCUGCAGGAGCUGCCUGACCUUUGCCCCCGGAGAGCCUCAGGUGAUUGUCGGCAAUGAGAAAGCGUUCACCUACGACUUCGUCUUCGACCCGUCCGCCGAGCAGGAGGAGCUCUAUUCCUCGGCCGUGCACCCGCUGAUUACAGGCCUGUUCAAAGGUUACAAUGCAACUGUACUUGCGUAUGGCCAAACGGGUUCGGGGAAGACCUAUUCCAUGGGAGGGACUUACACCCACGACCAGGAGAACGAGCCGAGUGUGGGCGUCAUCCCCAGAGUCAUCAAGGCUUUGUUUAGGGAGAUCGAGCAACGGAGUGACUGGGAAUUUCAAAUCAAGGUUUCCUAUUUAGAGAUCUACAAUGAAGAAAUUCUGGAUCUUCUCUUCACUCCUCGCGAUAAAGCGACACACAUCAGCAUCCGCGAGGACCCCAAGGAAGGCAUUAAGAUCUGUGGCCUCACUGAGCGUGAUGUGAAGACUGCGAAGGAUAUGGUGUCUUGUCUGGAGAUGGGGAAUGGCGCCCGCACUGUGGCUUCCACAGCCAUGAACUCCCAGUCCUCCCGAUCGCACGCCAUCUUCACGAUCUCCAUUGAACAAAAGAAAAUCGAUGACAAAAACAACAGUUUCCGCUCCAAACUGCACCUUGUUGAUUUGGCUGGGUCUGAAAGACAGAAAAAGACUAAGGCUGAAGGCGACCGUUUGAAGGAAGGUAUCAGUAUCAACCGCGGCCUGUUGUGUUUGGGAAACGUCAUCAGCGCUUUGGGGGACGAGUCCAAGCGAGGCGGAUUUGUGCCCUACAGAGACUCAAAACUGACCCGUCUUCUACAAGAUUCCCUUGGGGGUAACAGUCACACACUGAUGAUAGCGUGUGUUAGUCCCGCCGAUUCAAACAUGGAGGAGACACUUAAUACCCUGCGCUAUGCCGACCGAGCCAGAAAGAUAAAGAAUAAGCCGAUCGUCAACACAGAUCCACUGGCUGCGGAAAUUCAGCACCUGAAGCAGCAGGUACAAGAUCUGCAGGUGAUGUUGCUAGAAGCUCAUGGAGGGACCCUUCCUGUACUGGCCAGUAUGGAGCCAACCGAUAACCUUCAGUCACUGCUGGUAAAAACCAAAACUUUGGAAGAGGAAAAUGGAAAAUUAAGUCAAGAGCUGGGCGAAGCUGCAGAACAGACAGCCAAUAUUCUGGAGAAAUUUAUCUUGACUGAACUAGAAAAUGAAAAAUUGACCAAUAAGAUAAAUGAGCUCCGAGAACACGCAGCGUGCAAAUUGAAUCUCGAGAAGAUGGUUGAGACCUUGGAAGACCAGGAAAUGAAGGACAACGUAGAGGUCAUCCGCAACUUGCAACAACUGAUCACACACCUUCAGGAUGAAGGAUCGGGGAUAGCGGCAUCGAUUGAAGCAAUGAUUGAGGGUUCAGACUCCCCAGAAUCUGAAGAGAAAGAUGCGGAGAGUGAAGAGAAACGCAACUCUGACGGGUUCAGCACCCACCAUGCCCUCCGACAGGCCCAACUCUCCAAGGAGCUGAUAGAGCUGAACAAAGCAUUGAUGCUAAAGGAGGCCUUGGCCAAGAAGAUGGCACAGAAUGACAGCCACAUGGAGCCCAUCCAGAAUGAUUACAUGAGUAACAUCAAAAGCCUGGAAAGUGAAGUGGGGGCGUUGCAGAAAGAGAAGGAAGAACUGAUUCUGGCUCUUCACUCUGCCAAGAAAGACACCAACCAAGCCAAACUCAGUGAGCGUCGGAGAAAGAGAUUGCAAGAGCUGGAGGGGCAGAUGAACGACCUCAAGAAAAAGCUGAACGAGCAAUCGAAGCUGCUGAAACUCCGAGAAUCCUCCGAGAAAACCGUCGGCAAACUCAACCAUGAGAUCCUGGCCAUGAAAACGCAGCGGGUUCAGCUCAUGAGGCAAAUGAAGGAAGAUUCUGAGAAAUUCCGAUCUUUCAAGCAGCAAAAGACAAAGGAAGUCAUUCAACUUAAAGAGCGGGACCGGAAACGUCAGUAUGAACUCCUGAAGCUGGAAAGAGAUUUCCAGAAACAAGCCAGCGUGCUGCGGAGGAAAACCGAAGAGGCAGCAACCUCCAACAAGCGUUUGAAAGAAGCUCUGCAUAGGCAGAAGGAAGCCAUGGAUAGGCGCAAAGAUUCCCAGAAUAAAGGAAUGGAGGGGGCAGCCACCAGAGUGAAGAACUGGCUAGCCAAUGAGGUGGAGGUUCUUGUGAGCACGGAGGAAGCCCAGGGGCAUCUAAAUGAUCUGCUUGAAGACAGAAAGAUCCUGGCUGCAGAUAUCGCCCAGUUGAAGCAGAAGAAAGAUGCAGGAGAACCCAUUCCUUCGAAGAUUCGAAGAAGAACCUACACUGUGGCAGAACUGGAGCACCUGGGGGAAGAGGAGUCGGUCACCAGACAGGUCGAGAGCCUUGAGACUGAAAUGGAGCUCCGGAGCGCUCAAAUAGCUGAUUUACAGCAAAAGCUGCUGGAUGUUGCCAACGAGGAAGAACGGGUGAAACGGAGAUGGGAAACCAUCACCAAUCUCAUGGAAGCCAAAUGUGCGCUGAAAUAUUUAAUGAGAGAGCUGGUCUCUACCAAAGUUCAGACAACUAAGCUGGAAAGCAACGUGAAGCAGAGCCGGGCCCAAUACGCCGAUCUCCAGAAAACGAUCUUUGAAGAAAGGAAGCAGAUGUCAGAAAUGGAAACAGAACAUCAGGGCCAGCUGAUGCAGAUGGAGCAGCAACAUCAGGAGAAGAUUUUUUUUCUGCUGGGUCAGCUGCAGCAAAAACAGGCAGUCACUUCCGUGGAUCAGGAGCCACGGGAGGAGCCACCUCAGGAGACAGAGGACGGAGUGUCUGAAAGGGAGAAGCAGCUGCUGGAGAGGCUGAAGUUCCAGGAUGAAGAGAUCGAAAAAAUGAAGGAACUCAGUGAAAAGAACCAGCAACUCCUUCAAGAAAACGACGUGUUUAAACAAAAACUGGCGCUACUUCAAGUUGCAAGUGCAAAAAAAAUGUGCGUUACAUCAAAUGAAAAGCUAUUCAUGGCCUCGCCGGAUUCUCCCUUCGAAUUCAUCCCUCCCAAGCCCAAAAAUCUAAGGAGAACCAACGCCAGAGCGCCCACUCUGAUGCUGGAGGACUUGUUAUCCGAAUCUGGAGAUUCCGACGAGGACACGAGUGACCAGAACUGGGCGCCGGCUCAAAUUGCCAAGCCGCCCAGGAAGCGGGCCAGUGGGUGCUCUUGUAAAACCCUGUGCGGUAAUAAAAUGUGCCGCUGCAGGAAGAGAAAACAGGACUGCGGCGACGACUGCUUCUGUGAUGUAGCAAAAUGCCGGAACAGAGGGCACUUUACGGACGAUACCGGCAGUGAGGAUCCUCCUCGGGAGUCUGAUACUACUGUUUUACUUGGAGAAGUCACUUCGGGAAGCUCAUUCUUCACGGAACCCUGUGUCACGCCCACGACAAAGGUUCUCCGUGAGAUAAGCGACAUCGGACAGAUGUUCUCUAUGAAGCUUCAGCGCAAACCGCUCAACACUUCUGCGGCGGAGGAAUCUCAGGAAAAGCCGUCUUUAGGCCUAAAGAAGAAAAAGAAAGCUUUGUGCAACAGCAACGUCAGCUUCUUCUCCGGCUGCGCUCCGAUCCUCGAGGACGAAUAGCGCCUUUUUACAAAUUUAUUGUAGAGUUAGAUGGUCUUCCCUUGUGGUGGUGACCGCUGCCACCUUGGACCAGACAGCAGCAGCUCCAGAACUAUGCCCAUUUUUUAUUCAAGACGGGAACACAUUUCCAGGGCCUACAGUGCCCACUGACAAUGUCUGUCACAUGAUCAUCAUGUGACUGAAAUAUUCUGCACUCGGUCUGCAUGUACAAGGAGCGGGCACCUAGUUCCAGAAAAGCCAGGCAAGCACGAGAGGGCACAUCUAGAGAGCUCUGCACUACUUUAUUGGUUUAUCUGGUCUGUGGGAUACCGUUGGCUAGGGUGGUAAAGUAGUGCACAGCCCUCUAGAUGUGCCCUCUUGCUUGCCUGGCUUUUCUGGAACUAGGUGCCUGUUCCAGGUACAUGCAGGCAGGUUGGUUUCCCAUACUUGGGCAUGUUAGCUGGCUUAUAAGAAUCUGUUGUAUUGGGCAUUAAAUGGGCACAGAACUCUAAAUGUGCUCUCAUGCUACAAUUGCCAAGUCACCUCCAACUUGCCUGGCUUUUACUGGAACUGGGUGCCCGCUCCUAGUACACACAGACAGGUUGGUUUCCCUUGACCACCCCAUCCAAUCCCUCAAUGGAUUCCCACAGCCCAGCUAACUAGUGCAGAGCUCUCUAGAUGUGCCCUCUUGUGCUGGUCUGGAACUAGGUGCCCGCUCCUGGUACAUACAGGCAGGUUGGUUUCCUAUACUUGGGCAUGUUAGCUGGCUUAUGGGACUCUAUUUAGGUUGUAUUGGGCAUUAAAUGCUGCAGAACUCUCAUGCUACCAUUGCCAAGUAACCUCCAACUUGCCUGUUUUUUCUGGAACUAGGUGCCCGCUCCUGGUACAUACAGACAGGUUGGUUUCCUAUACUUUGGCAUGUUGACUGGGCUAUGGGAAUCGGUUGAUUGGGGCAGUAAAGUAGUGCAGGGCUCUGUAGAUAAGUUCUCAUAUUGCCAUUGCCAAAUCAUCCCCAACUUUUUUAUAUGGUAAUUGGCCAAAAACCUCAGGGGAGGUUCUCUUUAAUGAGCCUCAAAAUCUGCUCAUGUAUGCAGACUUGUAUCUAGCUGAGUAAUGGUCGUUCUCAACUUGCUGACCAAUGGAGAGGAGGAGGAACUAGGGGAGCGGGCGUCGCUAGAGGAAGCAAUCUAAAGAGGCCCCUCCUUGUAGUGGGCUCUUGCCUCCAAUUUUGGGAAGAUCCCUUGCAUUUCUUUUGUAUGUACCUCCCAUUUAACGGGCCACUUGUAGCUUGUGUACCUCCAUUCAAAUGGGCCAAUCUGGAAGACCACUUUAGAAGUGUGUACAUACCGCCAGCUACCCACCUUUAACUGCUGCCAUUCAUCUGUCUGUACAGGUUGGCUUAAGUCUUGGAAUCCUUUUUUUUU
Molecule: messenger RNA, 5224 nt
Organism: Rana temporaria (common frog)
Lineage: Eukaryota; Metazoa; Chordata; Amphibia; Anura; Ranidae
Gene: KIF4A
Product: kinesin family member 4A
Exons: 31
Coding region: 123-3821 (1232 amino acids)
Biological process (GO): mitotic spindle organization; microtubule-based movement
Molecular function (GO): microtubule binding; microtubule motor activity; ATP binding
Source: RefSeq, a predicted model, not a curated record